UCCCCCUCCCCGCGGCGGCGGGACAACAAUGGCCGCGUGGGCCCUGUGCGUGUGCGUGCGUGAACGUUUUCCAUUGUUAAAAUAAGUUUCGUUUGGUUGUUUUUUUUUCUUCUUCUUUUUUUCGUCGUCGUCUCCUCUCCGCAAGCUCAGAGAUUUCUCAGCUGCAGUAUUCGGAGUUUUCUGUGCCUCGAUUUGAGUCGUGCUAUUUUGCUCCCAUCAACUUGCGUCAAAUUUUGGUCAGCUCCUUUAAGAAAGAAAAUCGAAACGAAUCAGAGAAGACAUUGACUCGGGCAAAUCUACUCAUCAGAAAACGUUGAUUGAUGUCCGACUGGCCUCAUACAUAAAUGCAGAAACCUUUAAAACCGAAGGUAUGGACAUAAAACAUGAAGGCGACGAACAUCUCCAACCAUCCGACCCGAUGGUUGGCUCACCUCACCGCCCUGGUAACCUAGUUCCUGACCAUCAGCCGUCCACCCACGCACAAUCCAAACAUUUACGCCACCCUGACAUCUACGUGGCGGUACCUUCCGACGCCGCUGAGCGCCGAGCGGUACCCCCCGUGAUCUGCUACCCGGUCGACACACUCCCCCGCCCGAACAUCACCGCCUACCGCUCCGCCCGCGAGUCAUGGACACUCACCCACCGCCUAACAGUCCCACCGCGCGACGCCGCCUGUUUCACGAUCCCGAAGGGCCACUUCUUCCGUAUCCGCUGCGUAGGCGGACCCCAGGUCGGCGAUCUAAACCUCUUCAACGCUUACAACCUAGAGGAGCAUUUCUACUCCGGCAAAACGCGCGCGCUGAACCGCACCCACGUCAGCAUCGGCGACCACCUUUACUCCAACCUCCCGUGGCUCCGUCCACUCGCGACCAUCACCGACGACACCCUCGCCUGGUACGGCAUCGACGCCUACGGCGGCGGCGUCCAUGACGUCAUCGGCACGCGCUGCGACCCCUACACCCACCGCCUACUCAGCGGCGGGACCUACCACCGCUGCUGCCACUCCAACCUUACCCGCGCCUUGUCCGCCCACGCUGGGAUUCCACUCGCGGAGGCGGAGCGUCACGUUCAUGACGUCUUGAACGUCUUCAUGUGCACGGGGUUCACGCGGGCCACCGGGCAGUAUUUCAUGAAGGCAUCCCCGGUGAGGCCUGGAGAUUACCUGGAGAUGUUCGCGGAGAUCGACCUCCUCGGGUGCCUGUCAACCUGCCCUGGAGGCGACUGCUCGGAGGUUCAUUCUUCCGACCGGGCAAGGUGUUACCCGCUUGAGGUGGAGGUGUAUAGACCUGCUGAGCCGCCGGAAGGAUGGAGCCCGCCUGAGGCCAGUGGCUACGAUAGGAGCCAUGGGACGACUUGAGUGCACUCGUCUAAAGUGCAUGUAGUCUGCUGUGCUGAGUAAAAAUGCCGUAUGAGCAUUCAAAUGUUGCCACAUUGCCUCUCAGAGAAUAAUAAUUUUUUUUUU
Molecule: messenger RNA, 1462 nt
Organism: Bemisia tabaci
Lineage: Eukaryota; Metazoa; Arthropoda; Insecta; Hemiptera; Aleyrodidae
Source: RefSeq, a predicted model, not a curated record